Molecule: messenger RNA, 1336 nt
Organism: Labrus bergylta (ballan wrasse)
Lineage: Eukaryota; Metazoa; Chordata; Actinopteri; Labriformes; Labridae
Product: F-box only protein 47
Molecular function (GO): protein binding
Source: RefSeq, a predicted model, not a curated record
AUGACAGUGGAAUCGCAGCUUCACAAGAGGACUCCUGUUCGUCCUCGUCCACGUAGGACCAUCAUGACCCGCAGCCAGUGUGACACCAGCUUCUUCCACAGGCUGCCCUCUGAGCUGUUCAACAUCAUCCUGGAUAAACUGACUGUGCUGGAUAUCAGUGUGUUCACCAUGGUUUCCAAGGACAUCACAAGGUUUGUUGUGGACUACAUCUCCACUAUGACCUGGAAGAACAAAAUGAUCAUCCAAAACUUUCACUACUCCACCUGCCUCGAACAGAGAUCAUCUAUUGGACAUUACAGAGACCUGGGUCUGUUGUUCAAGAGAUGUACCCUGUUGCUACCCACAAAGGAAAGGUUAAAGUUUAUCUUCAGCAGGUUUUCACAGAUUCCCUGCUUCAUGCUGGAGCAGUGUUUGGCACAAGUCUGCAUUGGUUUCUCCUGCUAUGGGGUCUUCCUCCAGACUCUGAUCGCAGGGUGGGAUGAGUUAGAGUGCCACAGAGUGUUCAACUUUCUCUGCGAACACACAAAUCUGCUGCAAAAAAUGGAGGCAGUCAUCAUCGGCAAACCAGGGGUAAGGUGGUACCAGGAGCUGCAGCUCCGUCUUUUCUGCCGCCAGGUUCUCUUGGACCCGUGGCUAAACCAGCCAGAGUGUCAGUUCUGGCUAAUGCAACUCCUGAAGCCCUGGCCUUUGGUCUGCCAGGCACGUUUACUGUUUAUCCUAUACGGACCUCUGCUGACUGAGGGCACCCUGGGAUGGCAGGAUAUGGUGGAGAGGGGGCUGCCUCACAACGAUCUGUGGGAUCUUGCCAGGGCUUUCCUCCUGCUUCUAGGCAAAAUGGAGGUCGAAUGCCAGACCACUAAUUCAAUGCUGGCAAUCUUGGAGGAGCUCACUGUCAUUCCCCAACAAUGGCAUGUGGAGAAUGUGGCUCGUCUGUUGGUGCUGUGUGGCAGCAGUUUCAGCUACUCUGUUCUGGCCAGCAAGGCCAUCAAUGGACGACUUCCUGAGAUCUCGAGACUCCUCGUGUACAUCAUACUGGUGUGCGAGAAGGACGGCUAUCACAUGUCCUGGGUGGUGAAGUUGGUGCAGCAGAUCUUCAAGGUCCUCGGCACACCUCCUGAAAAGUUCUGCCUCAUCCAACAGCUGGAGAACAUGUUCUCACAGGUCACCAGGGAGUUUUUUGAGUUCAGUGUUACAGGAAAUCAUCUGGACGACAGAGAGACUUUCCAGACCCUGUGUAUCCUGUUGGACUCCAGUGCUCACUUCCACACUAAAUUGCUCCACAUGCUCCUCAAAUAAUAAGCUGGAAAAUUAGAAGUAACAAGACAUGAAACAUAGG